Molecule: messenger RNA, 498 nt
Organism: Cetraspora pellucida
Lineage: Eukaryota; Fungi; Glomeromycota; Glomeromycetes; Diversisporales; Gigasporaceae
Source: the annotation of a GenBank genome assembly
AUGGAUAUUUAUAAGAAUGAAAUAUUAAAAAAUAUUCGACCAAGAUAUAUAGUUUUGUCUGGACCUACAAGUGUGGAGAAAACGAAAGAAGAUAUUCAAAAAUUCGAAUAUGCAUUAUUAAACACUUAUCAUAAACGUAGAAUUGAAAUCGAAAAUUCAAGAGAAGAUUUUGUAAUAGUCGAUCGUGAAGUUUUUGAUGGUGAUAUUUAUAAAGAGAAAUAUGGAUUUGAAUUAGAUAUUAUAGAAAAAGAACAUAUUGAAUUCAAAAAAUCUAUGUUAGUUUUUGUAAUAUUAUGUUCCGAUAAAAAUUUUGAAAGGAAUUAUUAUAAAAGAAAAAAGAAAGAUCGAAAAUAUACUCUUAGUGAAAGUAAAGAAAUUCUUAAAUUAUAUAAAGAAAAGUUUAAAAGUAAUAUUUGUGAUGAUACAAUAGUUAUUAAUAAUGAUAGUACUAUAGAAGAUAGUGUUAAUGAUAUUAAGAAAUAUAUUAAUUCAUUUUUA